Molecule: messenger RNA, 1939 nt
Organism: Brassica oleracea var. oleracea
Lineage: Eukaryota; Viridiplantae; Streptophyta; Magnoliopsida; Brassicales; Brassicaceae
Product: vesicle-associated protein 2-2-like
Exons: 10
Coding region: 525-1649 (374 amino acids)
Biological process (GO): endoplasmic reticulum membrane organization
Cellular component (GO): endoplasmic reticulum membrane; plasma membrane
Source: RefSeq, a predicted model, not a curated record
UCAAAACCUCACUUUAAAUUUUUUGUUUUAUACAGACUCUAAUAAUAUUACAAAAAUGUUUUUGGUCGUACCAAAUCUUGUUUAGUAAUUGCCGUCAGGUGCAACAAAUUUCCACCAUCUCCAUCUCCAACAAAUUGCCGUCAUAUACUUUUUUUUUUUGGGUAUAUGUUUGGUGUUUAGAGCACAUCAUCCCCCAUACUUGAUACUUGAUACUUGCACUACCCACCCCCUUCCCAUCAGAUCAGCGCUCUCGAGAAAUCUCAUCGCUGCUUGCCUCGUCAUCAAGGAGAGAGAGACUUCCCUAGGGAUCCGGAAGAUCCAUUGCGAUCUGAGUUUUUACUAAUUCACUAGCAUCGGAUCCCGAGGAGUCAAGUCUGCUCCUCGAAAACGUCGUCGUCCUUCCUAUUUUGCCCCCUUUCGUUCUCUCCCUUAUGAGUUGAGCACACUAUGAUCAGAUCGUCGUCGAACUUGCACGCUUAGGCUUCGAUUUUCCCCGGCUGCUCUAAGAUUUUGUCACAGCAACCAUGAACGUGCCGCUGUUGGAUAUUCAACCACGAACGUUGAAGUUUGUAGUUGAUCUGAAGAAGCAGAGUACCUGCGUGGUACAGCUUACCAAUACAACCAAUCUUUUUGUUGCAUUUAAGGUCAAAACUACAUCACCAAAGAAGUACUGUGUUCGUCCAAAUGUUGGCGUUGUUGCACCAAAAUCAUCCUGUGAAUUCUCUGUCAUUAUGCAAGCUUUCAAAGAACCACCUCCGGAUAUGGUUUGCAAAGACAAAUUCUUAAUCCAGAGUACUGCUGUGCCUGAGGAAACAACUGAUGAAGACAUCACAGCUAGCAUGUUCUCCAAAGCGGAAGGCAAACACAUAGAGGAAAACAAACUGAGAGUAACUCUCGUGUUACCGUCGGACUCACCUGAACUAUCUCCAGUUAAAGGAACACUGAAUCAGGAAGCAGUAUUUGAAGAUUCCAUCCUCAAGGAUCGAGUAUAUGGUCAAUCAGAGACCCUUCGUCCUCCACAAUAUGAGAGUGAGAUUGUCAAGGAGCCUAGGAUGGUUGGACAUGAUGAGUUAAAGGCACCCUAUGAUGCAAAGGAGGCUAAUGACUUGAAGGCAACCAAAGGCGGCUACGCUACAUCAAACUUGGAAAAAGAAGCUGAAUUUGAUCCUAUUAAGUCUCACAAGGAUGCAGAUGAUGGAAGGGGGAUAAAGUCAACACAUAAUUUGGAUACUCCCACAAAAAUGGCCAUGGAUCUGGAUCAAGUUUUUCCUAAUGGAAAAACUUCGGCCAACAGUGUGACUUAUUCUGAUGAACCAAAGAUACCGAGGAACAGAGACGUUGUCCACAUGCAGCAAACUGACGCUCAGAAUAUCAAAGCAUUGGAGGAGUCAAAGUUGGUUAAAGACAUUGAGGGGAUGAAGCUAAAAGUCAAUGCUCUUGAAUCCAAGCUAAAGCAGGCUGAUUCAACCAUUUCGAAGCUAAUGGAGGAGCGGUCUAUAAGCUUCCAACAUAGAGAAAGCUUGCAACAAGAGCUGGCGGAACUGAGGACGAAGAAGAUAGUGAAAGAAGUGCACAUUGGAUUCCCUCUGCUAUAUGUUUGCGUGGUGGCAUUCAUUAGCAUUGUUAUCGGGUAUUGUCUGCGCACUUGACUGCUCGGCCUUUCUCUCUCGGUCACACAUAUCUUUUAUAUCUCUUAGCAAGUGUGCAGUCAGAAAAUAUAGACAAAGGAGUGAAAUUAAGGAGUUGUCUCGUUUUGGUACUCUUUUGUGGGAGAGAGUAUGAUAAUGGUUCUCUCCAGAUACUUUUAAGAUGGAUUAUUAUAUAGACUGUAUAGAGUUGGGUGUUAGUUGAUGAUACAAAGGGACAUAUGGUUUGUUGAUGGUAUGCUUGGUUUCUUCUUUGCUCUUUUACUAGCUAAUUGAAGCAGCUUGUUUGGAUU